AUGCACGCCUCCCUUUCGCGCAAGCGCGCAAGCCUAUCCUCCUUCUCCCACGCAGACCGCGGGAAAGCCUUGAAGCAGGUGGAUGCAAGUCGCAUCUUCCGAUCCAACGCCAAUAGCCGAUACCCAGCACCCAACCAGCCGAAGAAACACGUAGCAACCCCCGAGGCUUUUCCUAAACAUGCGCGUCUAGGAUACGGACUAGCUGCGUCUGUGAAUGAGGUGCUGUACAAUGGCGUAGAAUGUGCAGCAAAGCAGGUUCGUUACAUGACCCUGCAGAGUGCUCGGAGAGAUGCAGCUAACAGAAGAAAGUUUGACCACAAAGACGGCACCCUUGGCCUUUCUAGCCAGUACUACGUAGUCGAGCGUUACGCAUACCGAAGGCUACGGAAAUGCGAUGCCCUGUCCGGCUAUGUGCCGAAGUACUACGGGCAAGACGAUAAGCAUCAAAUCUUAUACAUCGAGCGCAUAUACGGAAGAACACUGUUGGAAUAUGCGGAAAUUUGCCAGGAGAGCUCUUGCUGCAGUGCUAUCCAUUGCGCGGGCCUGGCACACAAUAACAUCAACGGGCGCAACAUACUUAUUCGAGACGGUAUUAAGCGACAUGGGCCUAGUCCCAUCGACGGCUUCGUUGUCCUUAUUAACUUCAAUCUUGUAAAGUUCAGAGGAGAACCUGAUAAGAGGUGGACUGCAGCAUGCAAUAGGGAUCUUGAUGAUUUGAAUUCGACUUUCCUCGCCGUGGUGGGACGUGCGAACAACAAAGCGGCCCAUGCAAUGCUCGCCCAACACCAGCCAUUUGACGUUUCCCAGGAACAACUAGCCAAGGUGGUCAAAGACACCGAUCCUGACCCGAAGCCCAACACAGCGAUAUUCAAACUUCCAAGACUUCUUCCUGUUCUCGCUCUUGCACUCGCCCGAGCAUGGAGUAAGCAUGGGAGGAGUCAUAUCUCGCUUGAAAUUCUUGCCCAAUUCGAGGCGUCAGCACACGCCCCUUUGGAUUCAGAUCGGCGCUCGGCACUACUCAUAGAGGGAGAUCGCGUAUGCUGGUCAGAAAGUGCGGACAAAAUUGCGCUGUUUACUAAUGUUAUUCACCGGUGCGAAGCUGAACUUGGCCCGACUGAUCCGUACACCCUCCGCCUAAGGGGCCUGUACGCCUCGCAACUCAAAGAACAUGGUCAAGAAUUAGAGCUCGAGUCUGUUCUCUCCUCAAUGUUGCAGCAGCUUCAAGGACUGGAUUCCGCGGAUAAAGUUCCCAAGCAGGGCGAUCAUCUAUUUGCGGAGACUCUUAACCCUCAGGCUUGGAUCACAUGGGUGGAGAAGAGGAUGCCACAGGCUUCGGCUGUAGCUGAGAGUCUUGAGGGACAAUAA
This is a messenger RNA of Mytilinidion resinicola, 1365 nucleotides long. RefSeq lists its product as uncharacterized. The coding region runs from base 1 to 1365 and encodes 454 amino acids. The record is from RefSeq and is a predicted model, not a curated record. The transcript has 3 exons. NCBI's taxonomy places the organism in Eukaryota, Fungi, Ascomycota, Dothideomycetes, Mytilinidiales, Mytilinidiaceae.